CUGUAAUUGCAGCCCGGGGCUGGCUCCUUCAAGGCUUCAUGGAUUCCUUAUUCUAUGGUGGUCCGUGCUUUCGUCAGCCAAUGCUGACGGAAUCGAUAUCGGAAGUGCUCGAACACCUGGUGUUCGACGCCAACGAAGUGGUCACCUACAAGUGGAUCUCGCGAAAGUGGGAACUCCACGCCAACCUCGCCAAGCGCCUUUUGCACGACUUCGUGACGGAACAGAGGCGCGCUGGAAAAUCGCUGUGCAGCUGGCACGCCGUGCUGUGCGCCGGUUCGGUGACUCUUGUGCCAGAGGCAAAGCUAGCGCGUUGUUUACGGCGCUGGCCAGAGAGCCGCGCGCACAUCUAUGCUGUGCUCACGAGCCGGACAGAGGACUCGAAUGUGAUCUGCCUAGCAGAUGCAGUGUCUAUGUGCAACAUGCAGCAGGAUGUGAGCUAUUCUUCGGUGAAGCCGACGAAAGCAUUGGCGAAACGCUGCGACCCUUUAUACGUGCUUGAUUCGUGAAGCUGAGAACAGGCGACGUUCUCUCCUCGAGAUGGCUGGCAGCAUUACGAGCACUAGACCGCAGCAUUGGUUCGCGCAAGUGCGCCAGUCAGCCUUUUUAACAAGGUGCGAGCUACGUCGACAAAGAAUGCGUUUCCAGACCACGUGUAUGAUGGCGCUGAGAAACGAGCCAUACAAGGCCGGUGUUUUCGUCCACGAAACACCGCUCGCCGUUUUGCUCAUAAGUUUUUCUUUAGCAUUUUCAACUCUAUUGUUUUUUUGUACAGGUGUUUAUUUAAGUUAUUUGGAAUUUUAGUUUACAUUUUGUGGCUGCGUCUACAUAGUUUUAUCAAUCACGCUGCGUGUGAAUAAAGAUGGACUAAACGACA
This is a messenger RNA of Dermacentor andersoni, 874 nucleotides long. Its product is annotated as DNA polymerase delta subunit 3-like. Gene Ontology annotation, biological process: DNA strand elongation involved in DNA replication; DNA replication; DNA synthesis involved in UV-damage excision repair. The record is from RefSeq and is a predicted model, not a curated record. Gene Ontology annotation, cellular component: nucleus; delta DNA polymerase complex. Lineage: Eukaryota; Metazoa; Arthropoda; Arachnida; Ixodida; Ixodidae. Gene Ontology annotation, molecular function: DNA-directed DNA polymerase activity.